This is a messenger RNA of Papilio machaon (common yellow swallowtail), 2775 nucleotides long. It is a transcript of the gene l(3)80Fg, whose product is annotated as dnaJ homolog subfamily C member 16. The coding region runs from base 218 to 2593 and encodes 791 amino acids. The record is from RefSeq and is a predicted model, not a curated record. The transcript is spliced from 14 exons. Lineage: Eukaryota; Metazoa; Arthropoda; Insecta; Lepidoptera; Papilionidae.
UAAUUUUUCAGUUUUUCUCAAUUUUUCACGAUUUCAAACAUUUUCAGGCAUCUCAAUCUAUUUUAAGACGAAUGACUGAUAAGAGUUUCCCUGAAUUCUUGAUUUUACCAGCUCUUCCACGUUAUGAUUUUCUAUGAGCAUAAAAUAGAACUAGAAAGACUAUUCCAUGAAUAGUGCAUAGACUGCAGUGGUGGAUUUAUAGGGACAAUAAAAUAAUAUGCAAUGGACAAACAGGAGUUGGAGUGGACGAUGGGUGUACGGGGUGUUGCUAAUGAUAUGUGCAUUAGCAGCUGCACAGGAUAUCGGUAAUCCAUACGAGAUUUUAGGCGUCCACCGCAGAGCAACGCUCCCUGAAAUUCGCAAGGCUUACAGACAGUUGGCAAAAGAAUGGCAUCCAGAUAAAAAUGAAGAUCCAAAUGCGGAAUCACGCUUUGUUGAGAUCAAGCAGGCAUAUGAACUGCUAACUGAUAUGGAACGGCGACAAGCGUAUGACCUUUAUGGUAUAACAAAUGAAGAUGAACACAUGUAUAAACAACGACAUGACUACAGCCAGUAUGCAAGGUUUAGUAAUGACCCAUUCGAGGAAUUCUUUGGCACACACUUCCGAACACAGGACCAAGAUAUUACGCUGUUCCACAAAUUGUCUGUCACCGCACGACAUUUUGAGAACCAUAUUAUGGAAAAAAGCGUACACACACCAGCCUUAGUUCUCUUCUAUACCGACUGGUGCUUUGACUGUGUUCGAUCCGCUGCAGCUUGGAGAAGACUGGUGGAAGCGUUGCAGCCAUUAGGUAUCACCCUGGCUACUGUCCAUGCAGGACAUGAGGCUGCCUUGGCUAGACGUGUGGGUGUACACGGAGUGCCAUGUCUCACACUUGUCAUUGAUAAACAAGUUUACAUUUAUAAGGAAAGCUUGGGAUCUAUGCCGAAGAUAUUAGAGUUCAUUCGUUGGAAGUUCCCGUACAAGUUGGUGGUGAACUUAAAUGACUAUAAUGUGGACGCGUUCGUAAGUGACUUUGAAGACAACCGCGUCAAGGCGCUCAUCUUUGAGGAGCGGCCCAGCAUCCGGCUGCGAUAUCUUAUCACCGCUUUUCACUAUAGAGAGAGGGUGUCAUUUGCUUUUGUGGAUAUGACGUCACGGGAUAGCGCGAAUGUGACGUCACGCUUCAAGGUGCAACGCAAUUCGGACAGCAUGGUGCUGCUGAAGGAGGACAGUCCUGUGCCAGCGGCCAGCGUCAGCACCGCAGAGAUACCCACACAGACUCUGCGCCAGCUUAUUGAUGCCAACAGGCUGCUUACACUACCAAGGCUCUCCUCGCAGAGUGUGUUAGAAGCAGCAUGCCCGGUGGAGUGGCGUGCGGCGCGCCGGCGGCUGUGCUGUGUGGCGCUGGGGCCGCGCGGUGUUGCGCUGGAGGAGCUGCGUGCGCUGGCUCGCGAAGCACCCGACCGUCUGCGCUAUGCCUACGUCUAUACGCAUGCGCAGCCGGACUUUGUGCGCGCCCUCGCCAACGGCUCCGGUAUAGAUAUAUCAGAGAUGGAGCACCGUAUUGUAGUGAUUUGGCGAAGGGAACCGACACGUAUCCAGUACGAGUGGCUAAAUGAGACAUGGCCGACGUGUACGGGUGAUGGGUACGAGUCGGCACACUACCAGCAACGACUUAAUGAAACCAAGAGAGCUUUAGAUAAUCUCAUCAAGCGAUUGCUCAAGCCUACUGAGAUGAUGGCCUACGAGACACAUGUACAGGAGCUGGUGGAUGAGGCGGCACGUGGUGCAGCAUGGCGAGCUCUCACACGACUGUACGAGUGGACUGAGCGCGCUGCACUCGCACUCAGAACUCACCACGCGCUCUCCGCACUCUCAGUACUCGCUACUGUCACUGUUGUCAUCGCAGCUGGAUAUCUCAUGGCCUAUCUCAUACGUUUGGAAGAAGAAUCCGUACAGAAGCAGAAAGAAGAACGAAGACGACAAAACGGAGGCGGCAAGAAGAUUAUGAGUGAACCCGCACUGGAACUGAGGCUGCAUGAGCUGCGAGCUGAGAAGUACAAUGGAUUGGUGCGUUUGAUGAAGCCUGGCUGUCGCACAAUUGUGGUGCUGGUGGACCUGCAGAGUCGUGUGCAGCUGCUCUCAAAGUUUCACAAGAUAGUGUGGCCAUAUCGCAAGAACAAGACGUUGGUGUUCGCGUACUUGUGCGUGGAGCGCAACGUUGAGUGGUUCAGACGCGUGCUGCAGCUGUCGCUGGGCGGUGGUGAGCUGCGAGUCAAUGCGCGCAACUGUGUCGGCACAGUGCUCGCUCUCAAUCCUCACCGCAAGUACUUCUGUAUCUACCACGCCAAGCAUCCGGAGUGUGCAAAGCCUCACAAGCGCAUGAGUCGCAUGACGCGGUCUCUGGGCGGCUGGGCGGCGGACCCGGAGGCGGGCGCAUUCAUUGGAUUCCACACCGAGCCCGACUCCUCCUCUGAUGAGGCGCCCGACCCGCCCGUGCUACUGCAAGAGAAUCUCUUAGAUGGUCUUCCUAACUGGUUGGACCGACUGUUUGAGGGCAGCACCCACCGCUACUACAUCAACUACUGGCCCGACAUGACCUCCAAGUGAGGACCAGCUAUGUGGCCAACUUCUGGCUUGAUGGAACUUCUAUCAGCUCAAAAGCUGAUCAUCUUGGGUACGUUUUAAUUUUUUUCUCGUCGACCGAUAUUUAAUAUAAUAGAUAAUUUAAUGUUGUAUAUGGCAACUAUUUUUCAUUAUCUAUGGUGUACUCUCUAUGGUUUGUAUAAUCU